AUGGCUUUGACAGUUCAUGGCUUUGACAGAGACUAUCCUUAUGCUUCUGAUGGGCUAGAGAUAUGGGAUGAUAUCAAGUCUUGGGUGGAAGAAUAUGUCUCAUUCUACUACAAGUCAGCUGAGGAACUUCAAAAAGACCCCGAGCUCCAAGCUUGGUGGAAAGAACUUGUAGAGUAUCCAUAUGGAGGUUUAAUCCUGAAUAGACCAACUAUUAGCAGGAGAUUCAUGCUUGAGAAAGGGUCUCUUGAAUAUGAUGCAUUGGCUAAGGACCCUGGGAAGGAGUUUUUGAAGCCUAUUACUGGCAAGAAAGAGACCCUCAUUGACCUUACAGUUAUAGAAAUUUUAUCAAGGCACGCAUCUGAUGAGUUCUACCCUGGGCAGAGAGAUGGUGGUGAGUACUGGACUUCUGAUGCCGGGCCAUUAGAGGCCUUUAAGAGGUUUGGAAAGAAUCUUGAAGAGAUUGAAAAGAAGCUUAUAGAGAAGAACAAUGAUGAGACAUUGAGAAACCGCUAUGGGCCAGCUAAAAUGCCUUACACUUUGCUCUAUCCUUCUAGUGAGGAGGGAUUGACUUUCAGAGGAAUUCCCAACAGUAUCUCUAUCUAAGGGCUCUAUGGUUGCUGAAGUACUGUCCCUGCCUUUAAAUAAAUGUGAAAUAGAAGGAAUUUGAUUCCUUCAUCAGUUGUGUAU
Molecule: messenger RNA, 687 nt
Organism: Glycine soja
Lineage: Eukaryota; Viridiplantae; Streptophyta; Magnoliopsida; Fabales; Fabaceae
Product: linoleate 9S-lipoxygenase-4-like
Exons: 3
Coding region: 1-603 (200 amino acids)
Biological process (GO): lipid oxidation
Molecular function (GO): metal ion binding; oxidoreductase activity, acting on single donors with incorporation of molecular oxygen, incorporation of two atoms of oxygen
Source: RefSeq, a predicted model, not a curated record